Molecule: messenger RNA, 4939 nt
Organism: Epinephelus lanceolatus (giant grouper)
Lineage: Eukaryota; Metazoa; Chordata; Actinopteri; Perciformes; Serranidae
Gene: kctd15b
Product: potassium channel tetramerization domain containing 15b
Biological process (GO): protein homooligomerization
Molecular function (GO): protein binding
Source: RefSeq, a predicted model, not a curated record
AUGGCCUGCAGGAAAUUUGGCGUUACAACUCCAGACAUUAAGGCAAGGGAGAGAGAGAGAGGGAGUGAAAGAGAGAGCGGGGACACGGGGAAAAAUCGCCGCAUGAAAGAUAUUGGUUCAAGGAUAUCUCUUCAUUUUCAACAUAUUUUUCUACUGGGACUUUAUCAACAAGUUACUGCGCCUUUAUUGCAUGUUGCCUGAGUGAAGGACUAUGGCAGCUCGCCUGGCUUUAAACUUUAGAUUCAGGCUAGAGAUGGAGAUGGAAAUGAAUGCCUACUAGCUGGAACUGCCUGGGGAACUAUUACAUCAGACGAAAUGACAAUGAUUAAAAUCUGCUUUUUGCUGUUCUAAAUCUAUUGAGCGGCAGUUGCCUGUUAGGUUUCCUGCCCCCUCUAAAUCACAACUUCACACCGUUAAGGGGAACGGUCUACUUUAGCCGGGAAAAAAAUAGAUAAGUUAUUAUAUCUGUGCAGUCAUAAUUUCGCGAAUAGGGGGGUAUCACGUUUUCUUCCUUGAGAAAAUUGCCUGGGCGAGAGAGUGGAGUUGAGCUAAUUGUAGCCUAAUCCCUGGCCCAGAGGCGCUUGGGCUGCCCGGAGCAAGAAUUUUCUUUUUUAGCUCUGCUCUGUUAUUUAGAGACGGAUUAUUGGCUUUCUUCUUCUCAUAACAAACCACAGGGGCAGUUUCAUUUAGGCACAAAAAAGCAGACAAGAAGCCGAAAUACGAAGCAGGAUUCCAACAAGAGCGCACAUUUUUUACGCGUAUCCAAAUAAGAGCAGAGAAGGGGAAGGAGAUCAUCUCAUCUAUGUUCAAGGAGGGAAGAAGCAUGUCACGGCUGUCUCUGACCCGGUCCCCGGUCUCUCCUCUGGCCGCUCAGGGGAUCCCUCUGCCGGCUCAGCUGACCAAGGCGAACGCCCCGGUGCACAUCGAUGUCGGGGGACACAUGUACACCAGCAGCCUGGCGACCCUCACCAAAUACCCAGACUCAAGAAUCAGUCGUCUGUUCAAUGGCACCGAGCCCAUCGUGUUGGACAGCUUGAAGCAGCACUACUUCAUAGAUCGGGACGGCGAGAUAUUCCGCUACAUUCUCAGUUUCCUCAGGACCAGCAAAUUGCUCCUUCCAGAUGACUUCAAGGACUUCCACCUGCUGUAUGAGGAGGCGCGCUAUUACCAGCUGACGCCCAUGAUCAAGGAGCUGGAGCGUUGGAAGCAGGAGCGGGAGCAACGACGGAUGGCACAACCCUGCGACUGCCUGGUGGUUCGCGUCACACCCGACCUGGGAGAGAGGAUCGCCUUGAGCGGUGAAAAGGUCCUCAUCGAGGAGAUCUUCCCAGAGACCGGAGACGUUAUGUGUAACUCAGUCAAUGCCGGCUGGAACCAGGACCCAACACACGUCAUCCGCUUUCCCCUCAAUGGCUACUGCAGGCUCAACUCCGUCCAGGUUCUGGAGCGUCUUUUCCAGAAAGGUUUCAGCGUGGCGGCCUCAUGCGGAGGUGGCGUGGACUCAUCCCAGUUCAGUGAGUACGUGUUGUGUCGCGAGGACCGGCGGAGUCUUUCCAUCAACACGCCCAUCAGGAUAAAACAGGAACCCCUGGACUAGAGCAUUUUGGGAAGAGGGACAGCGAACCCCCUCAGUACUCCUGUCAUCUUCUCACACCACCCCACCCAGCCUACCCUUGCCCCCUCCCUGCCCCAACAGGACCACAACCACCCCCAACAUACCUAAGUAUUAGCAGAGGCUUGUUAACCUUGCCAGCUCUGCAGAACUCUAAGGGGAAUGUAGUACCAAACAAAGGAAAAAAAGCAUCAGCAGCAAAAGCUUUUGAUUAUGUUAAAUAACGCCCAAAGAAUCUGGGACUGUGAUGAAAACAACAAUGACGACGACAAAUAGACUCAACAGCAGCUCACUUGCACCAUUUUAGCACCGUGACUGGUUGAUUUCUCCCUCUUCUUCUUAUGAAAAAGGUGUACUGACCCUUUUGGAGUGGUACAACUGCCCCCUCCUAUAAUCCCAAUUCAUUCCACUCCCCAAAACACACACACAAACACACACCCUUCUAACCCUCUUUCAUUGGUGUAUCAUCCGGUUCUGUCUCUGUAUGAGGACCCAUGUCUGGCCUGCUGUGGGACAAGAAAACGUUGGCAGACAGGACGUUGUUAAGGAUGACAGGAAGAGGACAUAAUCCCAUCUCACGAGUCCCCAAAAAGGCCCCAGUCCUGGCGACCCUCCGACCCUCCAACCCCAUCCCACCUCACUCCACAGGGCCUUGCUACAGACAGCGGGGGCCCUCACUGAAAACAGCAUUGUUUGCCAAACUGAUUGUUUAUUACAAUUUUCAUUGUUGUUUCUAAAGUAUGUUCUUCUUGCUCCUUUUGCUGUUCUUAUCAUGACAUGGUGUAAACAAUUAUUAUUAAUAGGAUUAUUUUUAAUGUCUCUUUUUUCCUUUCUCCAAUAUGAAGGAUGUAUGAACGUUGUAUUCAUUAGGCUUUGAGAGCUUGUGAGGGAGCGUUUCUUGGCAGUAGCUGCAGAAACUCAGAUGUCUGCAGGCUAUGUGGCUAAAGCGAUCUGGCUGGCAAUGCAUUCAGAGCCGGAAAAAGUCCCAUUGUUCAAACGAGGAUGGAAGAGAACCUGGAUCUUUCAAAAUUGUUUAUAGUCAAAUGUGUAGCACACAUAAAAAAGUGCUCUGGAAUUUCUGCUUAUUAGCUCUAAAACAUAUCUCGGGUCUGUGAUCACAUUCUCUCUCCCGGGCACAAACCUUUGCUCCUUUUUAGCAGAAGUUUAAGAAAGUCCGACAAUUUUAAAUUCAGGUUUGACUUGCACAAGCUCCAAGUGUAUUGCAGUUUUGAUGAGCUAGAAUGUUAAGGACUUGAGGACCAAUGUGGACUUUACCAGUAUGUCUCAUGAUCAGCACGAGAUGUACUCUAAAUGCUUAAUGUUUCUUUGCACUUAAACAUCUCCUACAGAGCUGCCCUGCCUUGUUUCCACCAAACACUUGUUUGAACCCAGUGACCAGUGCCAAGUCAAGCUGUUUAUCUUAUCAGAACAUUAAAACAUUAAAAACAAGCAAAAGUUACAACAGAACCAAUACCGUAGCUACCAAAGGAGACAAGGUGCCUAUGUUGUUGAUUGUACAAACAAAAAGGCAUCAUCAUCGUCAUCAUUGCGUCUUUUUUAGCUAGACACUGUAAGUGUCUAGCUAAAAAAGACGCAAUGCAAAACUGUGUGAAGGGUACCAACAUUUGUUCCCCAGGCCUCCAGUCUUCACAGUUUUGUUAAGAAUAGCUCACAGUACCUUCAGACAAAGUUUGAGAGACAGUCUCUGUUUGUUUCAAUAUUGUCACUUCUAAGCCAAGAUUAUUUCGAUGGUUCUUCACAUGUAUGUAUGGCAGAACCCAAAGUGAACUGUACUCCCAGCAUCAGCGUCUUAUUCACAAAGAGGCGAGUGGGCGGCAUUUACUCUAUCCUGCUCUCAUUCUUUUGGUCUUAUUCUCAACAUUUCUGGAUCAAAGAUAGAAACAAGAAAGGCCAAGUUUUCAUGCUUUGUAUUUGUGUGUAACUUACAGAUGCUGUUUCUUCUAUUCUAAAAGACUGAUAAAAAAAAAGAAGUCCAUUCUGAUCUUUGUGAGCUCUGGCAUUUGUUUGAGUUAAACUGGGGUUGUUUUUGUAAACUGGUUGUUCAUUAAAAAUGGGUGGUAGUUCUUCUGACCAUGUUGUCCUAAUAUCUGCUCUCUCCGGAUGGCCGCUGAUUAAACAAGGCCAAUGAGUGGAUAAAGAUGAGCUCGGUGUAAGUGUAGCUCCCAGUCCAGCGCACUCCACCCCGGGGGUCUCUCUCACAAUCAAGCCCAUCUUUGUUCUGACCUGCCAGUGGCCUGCGCCUUUGCAUCCAGUCGCCUCAAAGGGAAUGGUCAACCAGGCCUUUCAUGUGCCAAGGCAUGUUGGGCUCUUCACAGCGCUCCUCACCCCCCUCCGCCUCCCCAAAGGCUCCCAGCUCAGUGGUGCCAAUAGAAACUCGGGUUGCACCCCCUGCUGCUGUGUCAUCCCCAUGCCCUGGUUUUUCAAAACCUCUCCUACACUGUGGCUUGCUGGACCACACUGCAACAAACCAAACUGAUGAGUCAAAUCUGAGCAUACUCAGAACUUACUGACUUGACUCUGCUGCUGAUUCCCAGAUCUUUGAUCCAGUUGUUACGAGGUGUGGAAACUCUUCUGGGUCAGUUCUUGAGGAAACAGGGGUAAAAAACAAUCAAUGUUGUACUAAAACCACACAUCUGCAAGAUUCACUUUUUUUUCAGGGAGGAAGGAAAGAAGGCAUAUUUUCUCACUGAUGUGGCAUUUGGAAAUCAUAGAAUGGGCUUUUAUCAGCUUUAAAGAGCUGAGGGGUCAUGCACAUUAGGAUAAAAACAUAAAUUGCUAUUCAAACCUGCACAUACAGUGAGACGAAGAAACAAAAAUUGCAGUUUGGGGUUUCUAUCUGCAAUAACUAAACCUGAGAUGCCCCUUUCGACUCAACAGGUUAACUCCAAAGCCAGACAAACUUGACAAGACUGAAAACUUCACAGAUAUGUUCACACAUGCAACUCUUUUAGAUGAAGUGCUGGUCAGUGUUUCAGCCAGUUCACAUGGCAUUCACGCCACCUCUGAGGCGGGUCAGUUGUACAGUUAUUGUAUAUUGAAUUAUCAGGACUCUGGGUUUUACGGGGACCCUCGUGUUUUUAUGAGACCUCUUAGUCCUCUUCACAAAAAAGAAUGAAAAGAAUUAAAAGCAUUACAUUAUGUACAUAUGGAUUAAAACAUUUCAAAGGGUAUAAUAAGGUGCAAAUGUAUAUUAUUUAAAGUGUUUAAAACAAUUAGACUGUGGUAUUAAAGGGCAUGUGUUCAUUUACAGUGUCUCCAUUUGACUUUUCUUGCAUAUUUGCGAUAAUAAAAAGAUGUACUGAUGUA